Messenger RNA from Aricia agestis (brown argus), 2015 nucleotides. Its product is annotated as SAC3 domain-containing protein 1. The transcript has 7 exons. Lineage: Eukaryota; Metazoa; Arthropoda; Insecta; Lepidoptera; Lycaenidae. The record is from RefSeq and is a predicted model, not a curated record. The coding region runs from base 114 to 1193 and encodes 359 amino acids. Gene Ontology annotation, biological process: spindle assembly; centrosome duplication. Gene Ontology annotation, cellular component: spindle; centrosome; nucleus.
UAUUGUUUAAUGGGUUAAGUUAAGAUUGAUAGUUUUAUUAACUUUCUUCUGUGCAAAAGCUCAUGUGAAAACAAACCACCCUAAAGUAUUUUUAUAUAAAUACAAUUAAAAUCAUGACUGAACUAACAAAGGAGGAAGAAUUAUCUAUAAAAGGAACAUGUAUGGAGUUUUGUCCCUUGGAAGAAGUUAAUAUGAGAACCAGAGAGAAAAUGGUACACGUCCUGGAGGCUACUGACACAGGUCUUAAAUUAAUAAAGUGUUAUAACAGAUCAGCAGCUGAUACUAAUAUGGCUAAUCCUCAUCUUUUGAGACCUUACCCAGUGCUCCUAAAAUGUAUACACUACUUGAUGUUUGAGGUAUCAAAAAGAACAGAUAUGAAGAAGUGGUUUGUUUAUGAUUUCAUUGAAGAUCGCCUGAGGUCCGUGCGCCAAGAUAUGACAAUACAAAGACUACCGCCAGAGCAAUGUGUUGAGUUACUUGAGCCUAUGAUCCGAUUUUACGUUUACUAUAGUUAUAGAUUAUGUGAAUGUGGUCCAAAUGAAUAUGAUCCAGUUUUAAACAAAAAACAUUUGCUAGAAUGUCUAAAAUGGUUCCUCAGUUGUUGUGGUACUUUAGACAAAACAAAGGAAUAUUCACCGUUGGACAAUAUUGCACUUAGAAUAGAACAGCUAGAUUUGAGCAAGCAGAAACUAGUUAUUGACCGAGUAUUGGUGGAGAGUUUGUACAUAUUGUCCAAUCUAAAUGACACACAUCCAUUGCAUAGAUAUUUGCAACUACCAGAAAGUUUAAGAAGAGUAAGUGCAUUGAAGUUGGCAUACAGUAUUGGAGUAGCAAACUAUAGAGGCAACUUUGUUAGGAUUAUGAAACUAUCAAAACGACUGUGCCCUCUGUCUUAUGCUGCUUUGUGUUCACACCUGCCUGUAUCACAAAAAAAAGCCAUAUCCACAAUGUGCCAUGCAUACAACAGUAAACAAUUGUCAGUCCCCAUCAGCACAUUCAAGAAAUGGUUGAUGUUCGGAGAUGAUGAUGAGGCAUUUUCGGCCUGCAAACAUUAUGGCUUGAGUGUCAACAACAAUAGUGUAAUUUUUAACAAAGCUGCAUACAAAGAUGUGGAAAUGCCACCAAGAAGAAGAAAUUAUUCUGCCAAAAUAAUACAAUUCAAGCUAGAAGAUGUAUUAACAUAUACACUUUAGAGUUUAGAAUAUAGGUUGCUUUUAAUAGCUUAUUAUGAAUGCCCGGAGAUAUUUACAAUGCGAUCCACUGUGGAUACAGGGAAUAUUUAUUAGUAUUUUUUAUUUUUAUCAAAUCAAUACCUCAUAUAUACUUUAAACAUCAUAGUAGUACAGUGUACAGGUUGGUCAAAAUCCUAUUCUUAUUAGUAUAGGCUUAUGGCCAAAUUAUGAAUUAUUAAUAUUUUUAUGAUCUCAUUUGAAUAAGUAAUUUAAGCACGCAGUUGCAAGAAGCAGCAAUCUAUGGUGCUAUAAUAUAAUUCUGUACCUAUUACGCCACCGACGCUGCGAAACGCGAAACAGUAGCGAACUGAUUUACUGUCUCACCCGCCACACGACAGUGCGUUAUAUUUGCAUCUCGCUCUAUUCUUGUUUCGCAGAGUUUUCGCGUUUCGCAAAUGUACUAGAGGCGUAAGAGGGCUAUCGAACACGGAGUAGGUAUACAAAGCGAAAUUAAAAGACAGUCAGAGCGUAAUUUAAAAGAGCUCUAAAGAGGUAGAAAGGUCGAAAGUAAGUGGAAAACUACCAAUUUUCGACUUAUUCUCUGGCCAUAGGGUCCAUGGGUCACCGUAUCUUUGACUGAACAUAAUUUUUUCCAAUCUUGUUUGAACUGAAGCGCUAACCUACCUACGCGUCCAAUACGCACGAAUAAAAUGCGCCGUGUGCUAUCGCCCUUAAUCUUAUCCUUAUUACGAGUAUGCCUGUUUUAUUUUACGUAUAUAUUUUGUGAGAAAGUAUACAAAUUUUUACUGUGUAUUACAGCAAAUAUAUAUUUUUUAUUUUGAA